Messenger RNA from Folsomia candida, 1827 nucleotides. RefSeq names its product sialin. Gene Ontology annotation, biological process: transmembrane transport; monoatomic anion transport. Gene Ontology annotation, molecular function: transmembrane transporter activity. The coding region runs from base 105 to 1664 and encodes 519 amino acids. The record is from RefSeq and is a predicted model, not a curated record. NCBI's taxonomy places the organism in Eukaryota, Metazoa, Arthropoda, Collembola, Entomobryomorpha, Isotomidae. The transcript has 10 exons.
CUUUUGGAUUGACAGUUGCACCUUGUCUCAUCGAUGCCACUGACAUCCAUCUCGUCGUCUCAGGGAUUUGUCACAGUAGAAGAAAAUUUCGCACCAACACGACAAUGGAUUCUGUAAAUUUAGGCAGGAAGACUAAAUUCAUUGCUGACGGGUGGGGCACAAGGCACACGCUGACGCUCAUGGGAUUUUUUGGCUUCGUUCUCGCCUACUCCAUGAGAUUCAACUUGUCUUUGGCUAUCGUCGAAAUGGUUGAUCAGCCCCACGUCCUGAUAACCAAUCUCAAGUCCAAGACUGCUGCCAACGCGUCCUCCAUUUUGAGCCAAGAUCUCGAAGUGUGUCCCCAUCACAUUGAGGUUUUGAGACACGGCAGCAGCAGCGUUAACUCAUCCGAGCUGCUCAGUGGCAACGUUAGAGCACCGAGAUCUGCUGAUGGUGAGCAGAUGAACUGGAGGCGGUUCGGAGAGAAACGGUUCCACUGGACGGAGGAGGAACAGGGAGAAAUUCUGGGCAGUUUCUUUUGGGGAUACAUUUUUACGCAGUACCCAGGCGGCAAGUUGGCCCACGUGUAUGGAGCCAAAUGGAUAUUCUCCGUGGGCCUCUUAAUCACCGGAGCCUUGUCCUCAGCCCUCCCGUUCGUGACGGUCCAUUGGGGAAAGAAUGGCAUUCUCACUCUCCGAGUCAUCAUGGGGCUGGCAGAAGGGGUCAUGUUUCCAGCCAUGCAUGUGAUGCUUGCCCAUUGGGCACCACCCGAUGAGCGAAGUCGGAUGACGAACCUGAUAUUUUCGGGGAUUCCUCUGGGGUCGGCUCUGACGAUGGUGACGGGAGGAUAUCUCAUCCACUACUUGGGCUGGCCCUCCCUAUUCUACACAGUUGGGGUGUGCACCUUGGUUUGGUUCAUUCUGUGGAGCUUCUUAGUUUACAGCCAACCCUCGGAACAUCCCAGAAUUUCAGAAAACGAGCUUCAAGCCAUUGAAGGCUCCUUGCAGGGACAAACCAACAAAGAGCAUAUUCCAACGCCUUGGAGGGCCGUAUUCACCUCAAUGCCAGUCAUUGCCAUCUUCGUGAUCCAUGUGGGGCACACGUGGGGUCAUUACCUGCUCCACACUGAGGUUCCCAAGUACCUCCAUUCCGUUCAUGGCUUCAAAAUCGAACACAAUGGGUGGUUUUCCGCCCUCCCUCAACUCCUCAACUUCAUGGUCUGCAUUGUCAUGUCACACCUCUCGGAUUUCUUAAUUGUGCAAAACCUUACCUCCAUUCUGUUCACAAGGAAAAUGUGCGCGACGCUAGCCGUGUGGGGAUCUGCGGCAGCAUUCUUGGGGAUUAUUUUUACAGGAUGUAACACUCUCUUGGCCGUAAUCUGCUUAAAUAUCACUGGAGGGGUGAUGGGAGCCGGGUUUGGUGCAUGGAUCGUCAACAAUAUUGACAUUGCACCCAAUCAUUGUGGUCCGAUAAUGGGGGUGGCCAACUCUUUGUCAAAUUGUUUGGGCUUCAUAGCUCCGUACGUGACUGGCCUCAUCCUGCAUGCAAACCCGUCACUCGUCGGGUGGAAAAUUGUGUUCCUCAUCCCAGCUUUGAUCAACAUUGUGGCGAAUCUGGUAUACCUAAUAUUCGCCAAAGCGGAUGAAAUGCCCUGGAAUCGACCCAAAAAGUCUCCCUCAGCCUAGCCAUAUUUCGACCUGCAGUUCGACCCAUGCAAAUCCAUACAUCGACCCAGACUUACGCAAACUAGGUUUUCCUGGCUGAAGUUACGUAUAUAUUUUGUUAUGUAUAUACCGUGGUUUACCUAUAGAUUGGUCAUUAAAUUGUCAGUUUGAUGUUGAUAAAAUA